CUAGUGUUUAAAAAGUUAUGCUUCAACUUGAAUCAACAUGAUGCGCUUCAUAUUCCUUCACCUGCGCAACAAAAACGACGAGCGGCUGUAGCUGCCAUUGUACGCUGGAAAACUCCCCAAGUCUGUAAAACCUCAGCAGCGUCUGUGAGAACAUUAGAUGAAUUUUUUCAACAAGAUUGGGUGCGUGAUGGAGAAGCCGAGAUCUUGUACAUGAAACGAACCAGUCGCAAAGGAGACAGAUGGUCAGGUCAUGUUUCUUUUGUGGGGGGUAAAAAUGAGCCGGGGGAGACUGACAGAGAGACGGUUGAACGAGAAGUGAUGGAGGAAAUUGGCGUGGAUCUAUCGAGCUCUGAUUAUAUACCUCUUGGUCAAUUGGAUGAACGACAAGUCACUUCCUUACGAGAUAACAAAUUGUUAAUGAUGUUGAUACCCUUUGUCUAUUUGCAAGUGGUACCUGAAUCUCCAGUGUUUGAACUUCAGGAAUCAGAAGUAGCAGCAGUACAAUGUAAAGUAUAUAUAGAAAAAAGACACGUGUGGGUAACUAAACAAGGUCUCUGUUCUACAUGA
Messenger RNA from Mucor mucedo, 567 nucleotides. RefSeq lists its product as uncharacterized. The annotation marks the transcript as partial. Gene Ontology annotation, molecular function: coenzyme A diphosphatase activity. The transcript is spliced from 3 exons. The record is from RefSeq and is a predicted model, not a curated record. NCBI's taxonomy places the organism in Eukaryota, Fungi, Mucoromycota, Mucoromycetes, Mucorales, Mucoraceae.